AUGCUGCCGCCACUCGAGAACCCCUCCCUGGGGAUGCCUGUUUGGUGCAUCUCAAUUCUCAACAACAAAAAAUUCACCGGCCGAAUCAAAACGGGGUUGAUGGACGACCAAGGCGCCGCGCAGCCGAUUGGACUCAUCGCCACCUCCGGAAGGGUGGUGGAACUGGUGGUUGGCCCCCAGCACACCCACAGCGCUCAUCCAGUUGAUCCAGCCGAAGUCCAAGGCGAAAAGGCGACGCUGAAGGUUGAGGCACUUCUUUUAGCGGCUGAAACUCCGCGUUGGUACUUGAAUUUGCUCGGCAACCCCGUCUUCUCACUCGAUGGACUGAUGGAGGCGUUAUUUGGUUGCCGGGUUUGCACCUUGCUCCUUCGAGGUGAGGAAAAGAGGGUAACGUCGAUAGGUAAUGCCCUCCAUCAACCAGUAAGAAGAGGAAAGGGGAACAGGGGAGACGAGUACGAGUUAUCAAUAUCAGCGUUGGUGGGACCGAUAUGUCGUUAUCGUCGCCAAAUGCCAUCACCGAUACGUCGUGGGCCCUCUGAGAAUUGCAUGCCAGACGCACAGUGGUGGAGCUUUUCUGCUAACAUGAACUCUGGGGGUGGGCUAGAGGCGCAACAAAGUAGUUUCGGGUGA
Colletotrichum costaricense is the source of this 630-nucleotide messenger RNA. RefSeq lists its product as uncharacterized. Bases 1 to 630 code for a protein of 209 amino acids. The transcript has a single exon. Lineage: Eukaryota; Fungi; Ascomycota; Sordariomycetes; Glomerellales; Glomerellaceae. The record is from RefSeq and is a predicted model, not a curated record.